Cucumis sativus (cucumber) is the source of this 1674-nucleotide messenger RNA. RefSeq names its product stemmadenine O-acetyltransferase. Lineage: Eukaryota; Viridiplantae; Streptophyta; Magnoliopsida; Cucurbitales; Cucurbitaceae. The record is from RefSeq and is a predicted model, not a curated record. The coding region runs from base 122 to 1438 and encodes 438 amino acids. The transcript has 2 exons.
UUCAUGCAUUUCUUCAUAAAUUUGGAUCCAAAACACAGCUUCAAUUUUCAACCCCUUCCUCUCAUCAGCUUGUCUUCUUUACAUUCUUCUUCUUUUUUCACUCUCCAAAUUUCAAUCAAUCAUGGCCGUCCAAAUCGACAUCGUUUCUAAAGAAAUAAUCAAACCCUCUUCUCCGACGCCGGACCACCUUCGCCGCUAUUGUUUAUCCUUCCUCGACCAAGUCACCGUCGAUGUCUACAACCCAAUGGUUUAUUUCUAUGUUGCCGGCUCCGCGACCACCCCUGUCGAAAUAGCCGACCGCCUAAAAAAAUCUCUCUCCGACUUCUUGACCUAUUACUACCCUCUCGCCGGUAGACUCAACUCCGACGAGCUUUUCAUUGACUGCAACGACGAUGGUGUCCCCUUCAUUGAAACCAGUGUCAACUGCCCACUUUCUGAUGUAAUGAACACGUCGUUUCCUUCCGAAUUGAACAAAUUGCUUCCGUUUGAAUUGGACAAGCUUGACGAUGUUUCAAUGGGGGUUCAGUUGAAUGUGUUCGAAUGCGGCGGUGUUGCAGUUGGGAUCUGUGUUUCUCAUAAGAUUAGUGAUGCUUUGUCUUUUUUCAUUGUGGUUAAUGAGUGGGCUGCGUAUUGCCGAGGAGAGAAGGAGGCAGUGCGAGUUCAUUUGUCGUCGGCCGAGGUGUUUCCACCGACGAAGACUAAGGUUCACAACACGAGGACAAGUAUUUUUAGACAGAGAGUAGGGAGACGGUAUCAUAUUGAUGCUGCAAACGUUGAAACUAUUAGAGCUAAAUAUGCAGACUGUCCUGCCAUGGAAAACCAGAGGCGACCUUCGAGAGUUGAGGCUUUGUCUACUUUCAUCUAUAGCCGUUUUAUUGCCGCCAUUAAAGCGGUUUCAAACGAUCGCAUGGAAAAUGGAAGCUCAGAUUCGGAGAAAAAGAUAUUCUUGGUAUGUCACUCGGUAAACAUACGCUCAAGACUUGACCCACCGGUUCCUGAUUACGCAUUUGGAAACUAUUAUCGAACCACAUUUGCAGUUCCUUCAGAGGAGGUUCUUAACGACGAGUAUUGUUACGAUCUCGUGAAGCAGGUGAGGGAAGAAAUUGGGAAGAUCAACAAAGAUUAUCUAAAAAGGCUUCAAGACAGCUCAAAAUUCAUCGAAUCCAUGAAAAAGACGGCCUCCCAAUUCGCCACCGGCGAACUCAUCUCUUGCUCCUUCACUAGCCUUUGUCGGAUGCCAAUCUACGAUAUCGAUUUUGGAUGGGGACAACCCGACUGGAUAAGCUCCCCAGCCUUGAUCUUCAAGAACCUUUUUGUCUUCAUUGAUAAGAAAGAUGGUGAUGGAGUUGAGAUCUAUGUUCAUCUCACAGAAGAGCACAUGAAAAAGUUUGAAGCGGAUGAAGAGUUUCUUAAGUAUGCAAAAUUGCCUUCUAAUUAAUCAUUUUGCUAUCCAAUAUUAGUACAAUUAAUAUUUGAGUAUUGCACGGAUCAUUUGAAUAUCUCAUUAGCUAUCGAUUUCGUUUGUCAAUUGAAAGAAGAACACAAAGAAACCAAUAAGAGCAAUGUUUGUUUGUGAAGUUGUUAGGGACAAUUGUAAUGUAAGAUUAAAUUGUGAUUUGGCAUUAAUUUAUUGUUUAAUGAUUGGAUGUGUUGGAUUAAAGAAAUUGUGAUUCA